AUGAGCUUCGAUAUUCCGACUGUCGCUGAAAUCCAACUCGCCGCUGAGAGUUGUCAACGUAUUACACAAGACGAUGUUUCAGCCAUUUCGCAGGCCGAGAGUGCACUAACUGGACAUGGACCUGCUCGGGGUGGACCAGCCGCCACCGCCCAGAGUCUAUCAAUGCGGCAAAUGAAUUUUGAAAACAAGGUCGAUGAAAUCUCAAGGAAACCACCAACCUCGAUCUCAGUCACGGAUGCAGAUGAAAUCCAAGCAACAGAGGGAAGAGCAUUCAAUCAACCCCUUGGAAUCGGCUUUGUCACUGCUCAGGUCCGAUCAAUUGCCGACAGCAAUGAGGCUCUGGGACUGACUGCGAGCGCUGAUGUGCCUGUUUACGUCACAAAGGAUGAUGCUCGCGAUGCGCAGCAUGCCGAGGCCGCUGUAUACGGAGGCCAAAACCCUCAGGGUGGUCAGGCGGCACAAAUGCAGGCAAGUUUGAAUUGA
Penicillium nucicola is the source of this 483-nucleotide messenger RNA. RefSeq lists its product as uncharacterized. NCBI's taxonomy places the organism in Eukaryota, Fungi, Ascomycota, Eurotiomycetes, Eurotiales, Aspergillaceae. The transcript has 3 exons. The record is from RefSeq and is a predicted model, not a curated record. The coding region runs from base 1 to 483 and encodes 160 amino acids.